AUGGCUGUGAAAACUACCCAAUUCGAUGAAGCCAAUCUUCAAACCCUGUCAAGGACAGGGACGAACCUGCGUCGGGAGUUGACGAGGUCGGAGAUGCAAGAUCUCGAAGUCAUCGCCUCCGCAGGCGCAUCCUUCCGACCAGGAGACAUCCCCCCUCCCCCAGACGGCGGCCUCGAAGCAUGGACACAAGUAGCAAUGGGCUGGAUCGUCAUCUUCGCAACAUGGGGCUACGUAAACUCCUUCGGAAGCUUCCAAGCCCACUACACCUCGGUUCUUCCUCAGACGCCUUUCCAGAUCUCGUGGAUCGGCUCUAUCCAGGUCUGGUUCACCUUCUUCGGCAGCGCCUUUUCCGGACGCUUGCUAGACGCAGGGUUCUGGGUCCCUACGUUCCUCGUUGGCUCGACCUUGCAGCUGAUCGGUAUCUUCACAAUGAGCCUUUCGACUACGUAUUGGCAUUUGAUGAUCACCCAGGGCGUUGUCACUGGCAUUGGCGGUGGCAUCAUCUUUGCGCCUUCGCUCGCUUUGGUAGCGACGUACUUUGAGAAGCGUAGAGGAAUUGCCAUCGGUCUUGUCACCACUGGGAAUUCUCUCGGCGGUACUGUGUAUCCUCUCGUUGUUCGAACGCUGUUACCUGCAAUUGGAAUGCCGUGGACGGCGCGGGUGCUGGGGUUUAUCAACCUUGCCGGAUUUGCACUUGUGGCUGUGUUUAUGAGACCGAGACUUCCUCCAAGACACACAGGUCCUAUCAUCGACUGGACGGCGUUUAAGGACACGCUAUAUGUGUGUUAUGUCAGCGGUCUAUUCUUCUUCGUGUGGUCUGUCUACUACACCUUUUACUACCUCGCUUCUUUCGGACAAGAAGAAGUCCGCAUGUCCUUUGCCGACUCAUCCCUCCUCACCACCAUAAUCAACGCCGUUGGUCUUCCAGUCCGAGUGUUGAUUCCCUUCGUAGCCGACAGGAUCGGUCCGUUGAACACCAUCGCACCAGCCGGUCUUUUUGUAGCCAUCGUGGCGUAUACUUGGCUUGCUGUGCACAACGUUGCCGGCGUUUACGUCUUUUCCAUCUUUUACGGCAUUGCAUCAGGGGCUUUCCAGAGUCUUAUGCCGACGGGAGUUGCUAGUAUCACCACGAGACUUGAUACCAUCGGCACGAGAAUGGGCAUGUGCUUCAGUUUGAUUUCGUUUGCGGGUCUGUCGGGACCGCCUAUCGGGGGGCUUCUGCAGUCCCAGAGUCUUGUUGGGGCGCAUGUCUGGGCUGCUCUUUCGAGCUCAUUGGCAGCUGUGCUGUUGGUUCUCGCAAGAGUUUUGAAGGUGGGAUGGAAGGUGAAAAUCAGGUGUUAG
Molecule: messenger RNA, 1341 nt
Organism: Fusarium sp. VM40
Lineage: Eukaryota; Fungi; Ascomycota; Sordariomycetes; Hypocreales; Nectriaceae
Source: the annotation of a GenBank genome assembly